Molecule: messenger RNA, 2340 nt
Organism: Neoarius graeffei (lesser salmon catfish)
Lineage: Eukaryota; Metazoa; Chordata; Actinopteri; Siluriformes; Ariidae
Exons: 3
Coding region: 1-2340 (779 amino acids)
Source: RefSeq, a predicted model, not a curated record
AUGAGGCACAACUUACCUCACACCUCACCUCCUCAGAACCAUAACACUCACACAGGGCACAACUUACCUCACACCUCACCUCCUCAGAACCAUAACACUCACACAGGGCACAACUUACCUCACACCUCACCACUUCAGAACCAUAACACUCACACAGGGCACAACUUACCUCACACCUCACCACUUCAGAACCAUAACACUCACACAGGGCACAACUUACCUCACACCUCACCUCCUCAUAACCGUAACACUCACACAGGGCACAACUUACCUCACACCUCACCUCCUCAUAACCGUAACACUCACACAGGGCGCAACUUACCUCACACCUCAUCUCCUCAUAACCGUAACACUCACACAGGGCGCAACUUACCUCACACCUCACCUCCUCAUAACCGUAACAUUCACACAGGGCGCAACUUACCUCACACCUCACCUCCUCAUAACCGUAACACUCACACAGGGCACAACUUACCUCACACCUCACCUCCUCAGAACCGUAACACUCACACAGGGCACAACUUACCUCACACCUCAUCUCCUCAUAACCGUAACACUCACACAGGGCACAACUUACCUCACACCUCAACUCCUCAUAACCGUAACACUCACACAGGGCACAACUUACCUCACACCUCACCUCCUCAGAACCGUAACACUCACACAGGGCACAACUUACCUCACGCCUCACCUCCUCAGAACCGUAACACUCACACAGGGCACAACUUACCUCACGCCUCACCUCCUCAGAACCGUAACACUCACACAGGGCACAACUUACCUCACGCCUCACCUCCUCAUAACCGUAACACUCACACAGGGCACAACUUACCUCACGCCUCACCUCCUCAUAACCGUAGCACUCACACAGGGCACAACUUACCUCACACCUCACCUCCUCAUAACCGUAGCACUCACACAGGGCACAACUUACCUCACACCUCAUCUCCUCAGAACCGUAACACUCACACAGGGCACAACUUACCUCACACCUCAUCUCCUCAUAACCGUAGCACUCACACAGGGCACAACUUACCUCACACCUCAUCUCCUCAUAACCGUAACACUCACACAGGGCACAACUUACCUCGCACCUCAUCUCCUCUCCUCAUAACCUGUAACCAUAGCACUCACACAGGGCACAACUUACCUCACACCUCACCUCCUCAGAACCAUAACACUCACACAGGGCACAACUUACCUCACACCUCACCUCCUCAGAACCAUAACACUCACACAGGGCACAACUUACCUCACACCUCACCUCCUCAGAACCAUAACACUCACACAGGGCACAAUUUACCUCACACCUCACCUCCUCAGAACCAUAACACUCACACAGGGCACAACUUACCUCACACCUCACCUCCUCAGAACCAUAACACUCACACAGGGCACAACUUACCUCACACCUCACCUCCUCAGAACCAUAACACUCACACAGGGCACAACUUACCUCACACCUCACCUCCUCAGAACCAUAACACUCACACAGGGCACAACUUACCUCACACCUCACCUCCUCAUAACCGUAGCACUCACACAGGGCACAACUUGCCUCACACCUCACCUCCUCAGAACCAUAACACUCACACAGGGCACAACUUACCUCACACCUCACCUCCUCAGAACCGUAACACUCACACAGGGCACAACUUACCUCACACCUCACCUCCUCAGAACCGUAACACUCACACAGGGCACAAGUUGCCACACACCUCAUCUCCUCAUAACCAUAACACUCACACAGGGCACAACUUACCUCACACCUCACCUCCUCAGAACCGUAACACUCACACAGGGCACAACUUACCUCACACCUCACCUCCUCAGAACCGUAACACUCACACAGGGCACAACUUACCUCACACCUCACCUCCUCAGAACCGUAACACUCACACAGGGCACAACUUACCUCACACCUCACCUCCUCAGAACCGUAACACUCACACAGGGCACAACUUACCUCACACCUCACCUCCUCAGAACCGUAACACUCACACAGGGCACAACUUACCUCACACCUCACCUCCUCAGAACCGUAACACUCACACAGGGCACAACUUGCCUCACACCUCACCUCCUCAGAACCGUAACACUCACACAGGGCACAACUUGCCUCACACCUCACCUCCUCAGAACCGUAACACUCACACAGGGCACAACUUGCCUCACACCUCACCUCCUCAUAACCGUAGCACUCACACAGGGCACAACUUGCCUCACACCUCGCCUCCUCAGAACCAUAACACUCACACAGGGCACAACUUACCUCACACCUCAUCUCCUCAUAACCAUAACACUCACACAGGGCAUAGUUCACAUUAUCAACCAGCUUAA